Messenger RNA from Chaetura pelagica (chimney swift), 1977 nucleotides. It is a transcript of the gene LRCH2, whose product is annotated as leucine-rich repeats and calponin homology (CH) domain containing 2. Gene Ontology annotation, molecular function: protein binding. The coding region runs from base 1 to 1977 and encodes 658 amino acids. The transcript is spliced from 21 exons. Lineage: Eukaryota; Metazoa; Chordata; Aves; Apodiformes; Apodidae. The record is from RefSeq and is a predicted model, not a curated record.
AUGACAAGAAUAACAGUGGAUCUUUCAAAGAACAGAUUUACUGAAAUUCCUUCUGAUGUCUGGCUGUUUGCACCACUGGAGACUUUAAAUUUGUAUCACAACUGCAUCAAAUCCAUUCCAGAAUCUAUUAAAAACCUACAGAUGCUUACCUACCUGAACAUUAGUCGAAAUCUUUUAUCAACGUUGCCAAAAUACCUGUUUGAUCUUCCACUUAAAGUUCUGGUUGUUAGUAAUAAUAAGCUGGUCUCCAUUCCAGAAGAAAUUGGAAAGUUGAGAGAUCUAAUGGAGUUGGAUAUCAGCUGCAAUGAACUUCAGGUUCUUCCCCAGCAGAUAGGAAAAUUGCAGUCACUUAGAGAAUUAAACAUAAGAAGAAAUAAUCUCCAUAUGUUGCCAGAUGAAUUAGGAGACCUUCCCUUGGUAAAGCUGGAUUUUUCUUGUAAUAAAAUCACAGAAAUUCCAAUUUGUUACAGGAAGUUGCGUCACUUACAAGUUAUAGUUUUGGAUAACAAUCCAAUGCAGAUACCACCAGCCCAGAUAUGUCUAAAGGGUAAAGUACAUAUAUUUAAAUUCCUCAGCAUUCAGGCGUGCCUCAGAAUAGAUAAGAAACCAGAUUCUUUGGAUCUUCAGUCAUUAGGUAAACGAAUCCCCUCCCAGCCACUCACAGACAGCAUUGAAGACUUUUAUCCCAAUAAAAAUCAUGGACCAGACUCUGGCAUCGGGAGUGAUAAUGGAGAUAAAAGGUUGUCCACAACAGAACCAUCUGAUGAUGAUACAAUCAGCCUUCACUCCCAGGUAUCAGAAUCAACAAGGGAACAGACAUUAAGGAAUGACAAUCAAGUAACGGGAAGUAAACUUGACCCACAGAAAGACCAGGAGGUGUAUGACUACAUUGAUCCAAAUGCAGAAGAGGGAGCUGUUCCUGAGCAAGGAGACACACAGAUUGGACCAUUGCUGUCCUAUAUCAAGGAACGGGCAAAACAUCCUGAGAAAUCCCAGAAAAUAGAACUGAAUGAGGACUGGGCAGAUGAAAAGAGACUUCAGAAGAAACAGCUGCUGGCAGAAGAUGAUGAUGAGCUCAAAGAAGUGACUGACUUGAGAAAAAUAGCAGCUCAAUUACUGCAGCAAGAACAAAAACACAGGCUUCUUAAUAAUUCUGUUUCCGCAAGCACAAGGAACAGGCCAAAGCAACCAAUGGAAUCUGAAAAAUGUAUCUCAACAGAAGACGUAAAUUCCUCUAUGUCCACAUACAGCUGGCAGCCAGUGGAAAACCAGAAGGAUUCAUUGGAUGAGCAGCACUGGCCAGAAACACAGCCACUGAUUUGGCAGAAUGAAGAAAGAAGGAGGAGUAAACAAAUUAGAAAAGAGUAUUUCAAGUAUAAGUCUUCCAGGAAGAGUUCAAGUGGAAAUGAAAAUGAUGAGCAAGACAGUGAUAAUACUAAUGUGUCUCCACAGUCUCCUGUGUCAUCUGAGGAUUAUGAAAGGACAGAUAGUAACACUCAUGGUCCAUUUGGUCUCAAACCAAGGUCAGCUUUCAGCCGUGCAUCUCGCCAGGACUAUGGUGCAGUGGAUCCUGGAUUCACAAUGAGGAGGAAAAUGGAGCAUUUAAGGGAAGAAAGAGAACAAAUAAGACAGCUUCGCAAUAAUCUUGAAUCAAGGUUAAAAGUGAUUUUGCCAGACGACAUUGGAGCAGCACUGAUGGAUGGAGUAGUUCUUUGCCAUUUGGCCAAUCACAUAAGGCCACGUUCUGUAGCCAGCAUCCAUGUCCCAUCACCAGCAGUGCCUAAACUCAGUAUGGCAAAGUGCCGAAGAAAUGUUGAAAACUUUCUGGAUGCUUGUAAAAAAUUGGGUGUUCCACAGGAGAGACUUUGCUUGCCUCACCACAUUCUGGAGGAAAGGGGUCUGGUGAAGGUUGGCCUCACAGUUCAAGCCCUGCUUGAGUUGCCAGCGUUGAAAGUAUCUCAGCUUUCUUCCAUGUGA